Messenger RNA from Seriola aureovittata, 3827 nucleotides. RefSeq names its product protein prenyltransferase alpha subunit repeat containing 1 (gene ptar1). Gene Ontology annotation, molecular function: protein prenyltransferase activity. NCBI's taxonomy places the organism in Eukaryota, Metazoa, Chordata, Actinopteri, Carangiformes, Carangidae. The transcript is spliced from 8 exons. The record is from RefSeq and is a predicted model, not a curated record. Gene Ontology annotation, cellular component: cytoplasm. Gene Ontology annotation, biological process: protein prenylation. Bases 8 to 1426 code for a protein of 472 amino acids.
UCUAAAAAUGGCGGAGUCGGAGGAGGAGGUGGACGUCCUGGUCCAGAGAGUUGUCAAAGACAUCACUAAUGCCUUCAAGAGAAACCCCAACAUUGACGAGAUCGGCGUGAUCCCAUGUCCAGAGGCUCGUUACAACCGCAGUCCCAUCGUGUUGGUGGAGAACAAGCUGGGUGUAGAGAGCUGGUGUGUCAAGUUCCUGCUGCCAUAUGUCCACAACAAACUGCUGCUCUACCGCCAGCGCAAACACUGGCUGGACAGGGAAGCUUUAGUGGAUAUCACCUGCACACUGCUGCUGCUGAACCCAGACUUCACCACUGCUUGGAAUGUCAGGAAGGAGCUGCUGCAGUGCGGAGUUCUUAACCCAGAGAAGGACCUCUACCUGGGCAAGCUGGCCCUCACCAAGUUCCCCAAGAGCCCGGAGACGUGGAUACACCGACGCUGGGUGCUGCAGCAGAUCCUGCGUCAGGUGUCUGCUGUGGGCCGCAACAGGAAGCAGCAGCAGGGUGAAGUGGAGCAGGCUGAUGGAGGGAGGAGCCAGCAGCUCAGUGAUCACCUGGCCAGGACGCUCCACCAGGAGAUGAAGGUGUGCUCCGACGCCGCCUGCCGCUAUCCCAGCAACUACAACGCCUGGUCCCACCGCAUCUGGGUGCUUCAGCACAUGGCCAAUGGCAACGUCAAGGUUUUCCAUGAUGAGCUGUCCUCGAUGCGCCUCUGGGUGUCCAUGCAUGUGUCUGACCACAGCGGCUUCCACUACCGCCAGUUCCUGCUCAAGGAGCUGAUCACUGAGCUCUCCCAGACUCCAGCUUCCACCACCACCACCACCUGUUCACCGCAGCACCGUUCCAGCACAGACCCCAGCACCAGCCCCCUCCAUCACAGCCACGCCCAGGCUAACGGGGAGUUGUCAGGCGCAGAGGCAGCGGGGGAGGAGGAGAGGCAGCCCAGCUCCACCACGGUACUGCAGCUCUUCCACCAGGAGAUGGAGCUGUGCUCAGACCUGAUCCAGUCCUUCCCUGGACACGAGACCCUCUGGAGUCACAGGCGGCAUGUGUUUUACUUGUGGCACGACUGGAGGAUGGACCACCAGCACCACUGCAGUAGUAAUGGAGGCAGCCAGUCGGUCCACCUCAGCGACAGCGACCCCGACCUGACGGAGGGCGGAGCUCAGAGCUGCGCGGGGCGGGGCGACAGCGUGAACGGACAGAGGCAUGUUAGCGAACCUAUGGAGGUGGACAGGGCGUCCUUACCAGACCCGCGUGAUAGCAAGCGACUGAAGAGAGGCGUCCAGCUGCCGGCCCCCCCCACCCUGCCCUCUGAGCACAGCUUUGUAAGCGGCGUCCUGGACAGGUGCUCCAACCCCGAGCAGAGACGCUUCGCCCUGGCGUACAGGAAGUGGUUAGACACUGUCAUUGGUCAGCAGCCUUGAGACAGAGAGAGAACAGUUAGCCCCAUCCUGUCUUUACAUUGAAGUUGCCUUUAGACACAGAUGUAGGAUCAGCUUCCCCACUGUAGUGCUGACAGUAACUAAUAGUUGUUCAAAUGCAGUGUUGACUUUAGGAAGCCCAGGUUCUGUCCUGUCCUCCUGACAGUGAGUAGAGAGGAUGAGGAUGGGAUGUUCUUCCUCAGAAACAUCUGGAUUCUUUUGAGCUUCAUCUGAGCCAGUGCUCCUUCAGAAUGGAAAUCUGCACGCACGCACAUAUACACACACACACACACACACACAGACACACACACACACACACACACACACACACAGCGCUCUUAUUUCAGGUGUCUCGAUGCCUCAGGACAGUUUUCCACAGCUCAGCUUCACCCACACGUUACUUCACCUCUCCCCAGAUGUUUGAGCAGAGACGCUGAGUGAAGCUGCCAGAGGAGGAGGAGGAGGAGGAGGAAGAGGAAGAGGAAGAGGAAGAGGUAGAGGUAGAGGUAGAAGUUAAACAGGUCACACUUGUACGGAAGGGCCAAAAAGGCCAAUAUUAUAAAUAAAAAUAUUAUUUAAUAAAUAGAAUAUCCUUAAUUAUUAAGGAUUUAAAUUAAUUUAAAUAAAUAGUUAAAACUUGUUUGUUUCACCUCAUUAGAAUAUUUUCAAGGUUUAUUGGAGUCAAUUUUAAAAGUCUGUUUUCUCGGGUGAUUAGCUGAGAGCAGGAAUCAGCUCUAACGGAAGUGACACGAGUGUGAGCGGGAAAAAUUACAUUAUGAAAAUAAAUCUUUUAAAAAAGGUCAAUUUUUAGUAAUAUUGCUAAAAUGUUACCAGAAAAGUAUUUGUCAUUAAUUAGUUGGGUUUUAUAUACCUAUAUUUAUUCCUGUUUAUUUUUGAAUGUUUAAUAUUUUUAUUUUAUUUAUCGGCUCUUUUGGAAUCGAACAGAACGAUCGUGGCUCUGAUUAAACGUCUUGCAAUUGAUAUUGGAAGCUUUUGUUUUAGCUCCUCUUCAGAUGAACAUUUUGACAUUCGGUCCACCCCCCCACCCUUCGGUGCAGCGGUGGUCUUAAGCACAGCCGGACUCGGGGUUCCUCAGAUUUCCAUUCUGAAGCAGUAACCUGUAUUAACCCUUUCACCUGGUGUUCUCCUUCACUGAUCCUUGGUUUGCUGCUCAUGGUUCAUUUCUGGGUCAGUUAGUCCAAACAUGUAGCUGUGUGCUAAGUUACAGUAGCUCGCAACAGAAAUCCAAACAGCUUGUCACUAGCUAAAAGUCAGUCAGAGGUAAUGUACAGGUCUUUAACCUUCUGACAACCUGCAGCACUAAACACCUGAGCAGAGAAACGUUCAGUGGGACUGAUGUGACUUUGAAGGACAGAGUUCCCCAACAUCCACUGGUGCUACAUGCUGCCAUCACUACAGCUGUUACAGGUGUGUAGUAACAGGUGAAACUGAACAGCACUUUGGGCUAUUGAUGAUAAUAGUCUGUCAUUGUUUUCUUGGGUAUAACAACAAUAUUACAGGCCAAUAUUACAUUAGGCCAAGCUGCUUCAUGUCACUACAUUAUUAAAUAAUACGUGUAACAUCAUAAAGGUCAAAAUCUUCAUCAUGUGUUUGUGAUGAGGAAUUGGUUGUAGCACGCUGCAGCUGCAGGUGAUAGCUCCUCCCUCUACAAAGUGUCAUUAUACUGAGGGAGGACGAGUGGUACUCUGUGUCUGACACACCUGAGUUCACCUGAGGUCACCUGUGUUCCAGGUCAAAGCUAACUGGCUGCAGUUUGAACAGGAUCCAUCUUUGACUUUUUGUUUUGGGUUAUUACUAGUUUAGUCACAAGUGAACAAAUACAUGACUUGUUUCAUCAGUGUUGCCAUGGUCUUAUUUUAUUAUAUUAUAUUAUUAUAUUAUAUUAUAAUAAAGACAGAUUAGGCUGUGUCUGGUCUCAGUCUGGAGCCUGAACAGCUGAUCUCCCGUCACAGUCACCAUGAGCUUCCUCGUCACCCUCUCCAUGUUGUACUUAGCUUCUCUGAGAUCCGUCAUCACCUCAGAUCACUGUGUACAUGAUCAUAUAUAAUCUUCAAACUAGUAUUUUGAGCCAUGAAUCCUGUAGGUUUGGUGCAUAUCAUUAAGUGUACGUUGGGGUAUUUUAACAUCCUUACAAACCUAGAACACAAACUUUGAAUACAAGUCUAUCUAUGCAGAAACGUUUUUUAAUGGUUCUACAAGCUUUUAAAAGAAUAAUGUAGCUUCUGUUUUCUCAGAUUUCUUCUUCAGUCAAGGGUUUGUCCUUCAUGAAUAAUCCUGUGCAUCUCAUUCAUUCUCUAUUUAUUUAUAGAGUUAAAGUAUUUUAUCUUCACUCUCAGUGUUUGUCAACUGCUUACCAAGAGAAUAAAGCUCAUCUGGAAUAAAG